AAUUCUUGUUACUUUUCUGAGUUUCCGAAGGAAGAAUCAGAGGAAGGCGUAAUCAGCCGGAGGAGAAAUGGGUGCUUGUGCGUCUAAGCCGAAGGUGAAGGGCGCCAACGAAGCAGCACCGGCGCCGGCACCGGCACUGGCACCGGUCAAGGAGGACGGGACCAUUGCUGUCACCGAGAAGAAACUUGAGGUUCCGGCGGUGGAAGUCGCCGGAGAGGUGAAGGAAGUCGCCGAUGGCGACAAGGUGGAUGAUCAGAGUGUCAAACGCCGCUCCCUCAGCCACUUGUUCAACGAGAAAGAAGGGAAUGAGUCAAUUGAGAGUGAGAGGGCAGCAGGGGAAACAGAGACAGAGGAUUUGAAAGAGGUUGAAAAACAUACAAAAGAACCCGAGACAAAGGCGCCUCAAACUCUAGUAGUGACCGAAAAACAUACAACAGAACCUGAGACAAAGGCGCCUCAAACUCUAUUAGUGACCGAAAAACAUACAACAGAACCUGAGACAAAGGCUUCUACGGCUGUACUACAAAUCGAAAUACAUACAAAAGAACCUGAGACAAAGGCUCCUCAAAUUAUAGUAGGGAUCGAAAAACAUACGACAGAACCAGAGACAAAGACGCCUAGAGCUGUACUACAGAUCGAAAUACAUACAAAAGAACCCGAUACAAAGGCGCUUCAAAUUGGAGUUGAAACCAAAGAACAACAUACAGAAGAAGUUCAGACAGAGGCACUCCAAACUGUAGUAGAGAUCGAAAAACAACAUACAGAAGAAAUCGAGACAAAGGCACUUCAAACUGUAGUAGAGACUGAAAAACAUAUAGAAAAUUCUGAAACAAAGGUGCCUCGAACUGUAGAAGAGACCGAAAAACUUACCGAAGAAACUAGAACAAAAAACAUACUGAAGAAACCGAGACAAAGGCGCCUCAAACGGUAGUAAAGAUCGAAAAACAUACCGAAGAAAUCGAUACAAAGGCACCUAAAACUGUAGUAAAACAUACCGAAGAAAUCGAAACAAAGGCGCCUCAAACUGCAGUAGAGACCAAAAAGCAUACAGAGGAAACGAUGAAAGAGUCGCCUCACACCGGAGUAGAGGCCGGAGAACGUCUAGAAGACGCCGAAUCCGAAUCAAAGGCACCUCAAAGUGGAGUAGAAACUGAAAAAUCUGGAAGUCCAACUGUAAAGAUAUCAACCAUCGCUGUUCCUACAAAUUCUGAGACCAUUCCUGAGGUUUACAUAACCGUUUCUUUACCAUCUGAUGUUACGCCAACACCUGAAGCAGUGGUAUUAGUUGACGCUACACCAACAGCAGCAGACGAGAGUAGAACAUCAGAGAAGAAGAAAGAAGAUAUCGGCAAUGUCAUGAAGACCGAGACGGAGAUACCAAAAGAAAUUGAAGCGAAGCCGAUUUCAACUCCGACGACUCCAACUGAAACAGUUACUGAACCAGAAAAGAGAAGUGAGGAAGCAAAGGUAAGUGCUGAAGAAAAAAUAAAAAGUUGAUGGGAAUUAGCGAGGUUAUUUAAGGUGGAAGUAUAGGAAGUAAAAGAAAAAAUCUGCAUUGCUGUUAGUUGUUUAAUUUAUUGUGUGGGAGAAACUUGGGCCAAUGAAGAAGUGGGAUUACAGAUUAUUCUGUGGUUCUAAGGCAACUUCUUGAGAGGGUUUGGUUUCUAUUGUUUUGUUGUAUAUCAUCAUUUGUUGGGGUUUUCCAUUGAGUUGCACAUUCUCUUUCCUUUCCUUGCUUUGGAUGUAGCCCAUAUAUGAGUUUGUCAGAUUAAUAUAUAUAAAAACAUUAGAAUA
Momordica charantia (bitter melon) is the source of this 1794-nucleotide messenger RNA. RefSeq lists its product as uncharacterized. NCBI's taxonomy places the organism in Eukaryota, Viridiplantae, Streptophyta, Magnoliopsida, Cucurbitales, Cucurbitaceae. The record is from RefSeq and is a predicted model, not a curated record.